AUGGCUAUAGUGAUCUCAUGUUUUAAAAGAUGCUUCAAUAGCAUCAAAUACACAGAACAUGUAUCAUUUCCACAAAUCAAUCCUAUAUGUUUGGACACGAGUCGAAUGGGUAAAAUAAUAUCAUUCAUUUUUUAUUUUUGUUUUUAUUAGCUUUUAAAAUAUGUCAGCAUAAUUUAUAGCAUAUUUUUAUAAGUUUGUUAAAUUAUUACAUAAUAUAUACAAUAACAUUAUAAAUGUAAUUAUUAUUUAUUAAUAUUUCUAUUCACAGGUAAUGAAGUGGUAAUUGUAAAAAAUGGAACCAGGAUAUGUGGUAGUGGCGGUGUUUUAUGUACUGCACCCAUCGUACAAAAUAAAUGUUAUUUUGAAGUAAAAGUACAACAAUCUGGUAAGUGAACAGCUGUGUUUAUAAUAUUGUAAAUAUUUGGUAUUUAUCCGUCAAAUUCAAAAUAGGAAUCUGGGGAGUAGGUUUAGCUUUAAAUGAUGUAGAUCUGUGUAAAGCACCUGGUGGUCAUGAUCAAUAUUCAUGGGUGUUAUGCAAUGAUGGGGCUCAACGACAUAACCAGCAAGUGUUGAAAGCAAUAGAUAAUAACAUUGAAGAAGGGGAUAUAAUUGUAAGUAUUUAAAUAAAUAUGGUUCGAGACAUUUUGGAUUGUAAAUCAAACAUAAUCGUGAAUUUAUUUCUAUAGGGUGUUUAUUAUGAUCAUGUUGAAUUAAAUUAUUCAAUAAAUGGCCAACCAGUUAAUGAACCUAUUACAGGAAUAAGAGGAACUGUUUUUCCAGCUCUUUUUGGUUUGUAAAUUAAUAUUAUUUAUUUAUUUAACUUUAGCAUCUUAAAUAUGUACUAACAAUAAUUAUUUACAUCUUAUUCACUAUUUUGAACUACAAAACAAAUUUAGCCAGGUGAAUCCAUGAUUUGUGUUCUCUUCAUAUAGGCAAACUUAUAUCUAAUAGGUUCUUUUGUAAGUGAUAUUAUACUAUCCUAUUUAAAAAUCUACAAUAAUAAUAUAAUUGAUUGUUUUUAAAAAUGUAUCAACUAGAAAACAAAUAAUUCAACAAUUUAAUGUGAUAUGUACAUAUAAACUAUAAAAGUAUUUGUGUACAUUUACUUAUACAUAUUUCGAAAUCUUAAACAUUUUUCAUAAUUAAUAUGUAAUUUUUUUUUCAGUGGAUGACGGUGCAAUACUAGAUAUUGUGUUGGACAAAUUUUCAUAUUCACCAUCUAAUGGUUAUGAUAAAAUCAUGUUGGAGCAAUCUAUACUUUAA
Molecule: messenger RNA, 1263 nt
Organism: Cinara cedri
Lineage: Eukaryota; Metazoa; Arthropoda; Insecta; Hemiptera; Aphididae
Source: the annotation of a GenBank genome assembly